Molecule: messenger RNA, 1578 nt
Organism: Nipponia nippon (crested ibis)
Lineage: Eukaryota; Metazoa; Chordata; Aves; Pelecaniformes; Threskiornithidae
Source: RefSeq, a predicted model, not a curated record
AUGCCCAGGUUGGAGAACUGCGCCUGGAGCCGUUCCUGCGCUGCCAGGGGAAGGCACAAAACGCAGCUGGGGGACACGGCCGCGGGGCUGGCCGCCAAGGUGGGCGAGAUGCUGAGCUCCUCCGUCUCCAGCCCCUCGCUGCCGCUGGUGGGCCACGGAGCGCGCAGCCCCGGCGCCGCCGGCACCGCCGGCACCUUGAACUUGAGCCAGCACCUGGUGCAGCGCAGCCUGGUCCUCUUCGUGGUCGGGGCGUUCAUGGCCCUGGUGCUGAACUUGCUGCUCUUCCCCUCCGCCUGGUGGGGGCCGCCGUGCUGCGGGACAGCUGCAGCUGUCGUUGGCCUGCUGUAUCCCUGCAUUGACAGCCACCUUGGGGAACCACACAAAUUCAAGAGAGAGUGGGCCAGUGUAAUGCGAUGUAUAGCUGUUUUCGUUGGCAUUAAUCAUGCAAGUGCUAAACUAGAUUUUGCAAACAACGUCCAGCUGUCCCUGACUCUAGCAGCUUUAUCACUGGGUCUUUGGUGGACAUUUGACCGUUCAAGAAGUGGUCUUGGACUUGGAAUUACAAUAGCCUUUGUAGCAACUCUGAUAACCCAGUUUCUUGUAUAUAAUGGUGUUUAUCAGUAUACAUCCCCAGAUUUCCUUUACAUCCGUUCUUGGCUUCCAUGUAUAUUUUUCUCAGGAGGUGUGACUGUAGGAAACAUAGGACGCCAACUGGCUAUGGGUAUUCCAGAGAAACCACACAAUGACUAAACCUUUGAAGAAGAGAGCACAGUGCCAGUGUGAAAGCAACAUUACGAAGAUGUGUUCCUGUUUUAAAUUGAAGAUUAUUUAGAAAAAAUAAUCUCUUUAUGGGCUCACUGCACAAAUGACUUGUGGAAAAAAAUAUUAAUCCACUCUUAGAAUAGCCAAGUGAAAUUAACUGCUUAUCUUGAAAUCUUACCCUGAUUUACCGCAUAAGCAUUUGCGUAUGGCUGUUCUCUGGAAGAGUUUAACACCAAGUUGCAUACAACUGUUCAGGCUAAGUGGCAGUUUUCCAAGUAUUAGAUUCCAAAGUAAGUUAUUGAAGCAGCUGCCGUAUUUUAAAGCCUUGAAACUGAAAUUUAAUUACAAGCUCUUGUAUCAGUGCCCAAAGGAAGUAGAUCGAUGGUGCUUAACAAUGAUGAAGUAUGGUUUAAUAGGAAUAGUAUUUAUCCAAAUCUUUAAAAAAUAGGGUUAUUUAAAAAUAAGAGUGAUCGAAACAGAUUAAAGGCAUUGCACUAAUGCUUUUAGGAGUCUUAUGAAGGAGUUAUGCCCUUACUUGUAAUGCUGCAUUAAGUUUCUGUCUUUGACAGUAGAGAGGGUUGGAGGGAUGAAAGGUUGGAAGUCACUUAGUUUGGAAUUUCUAAAUUACUUCAGUACAAUAGGUGAACACUGGAGACAAUCUUGUUCUAACGUGAACUUUAUCAGGAAAUUCUGACUGGAAAUUUCAUUACUUCUGAAGCUUGCAGUCAGAUUUGCAAGAAUCAAAUUCUGGCCCCAAUUCAGUAAGAAAUUUAAGCGUAUGUGAGUACUCCUGCUUAAUAUUAGAUGUAUGCUUCA